AUGCCUCCCCCAUCAUCUGGUGGCUCCGGCGGUAAAGGAAAGGAUGAUUCCGGCGAUUCUCACGCUUCGAAAAUGGAGGCUUAUAGAUUCGACUCAGCUGCUUUGGAAAGGGCAGCAAAAGCCGCUAAAGAGUUAGAAUCUUCAAAAUUUUCCAAAGAGGCACUGGAAUUGACAAAAUUGCAAGAAUCAACUCUGCAAGCUAAAUAUGGGAAAGAAAUGAAGGAAUAUGAAGCUCAUCUGGCUCAGCAAAAAAUUGAAGAAAUGCGAGUUUCUCAAGAAGAAAAGAGAAAAACCAUGGCUGAAGAAACAAGGCAGUAUCAGCAGAGAGCCCAAUACCAAGAUCAGUUGGCACGCAAACGAUAUGAUGACCAAUUAGCACAGCAGGCAAGAGUAAAUGAAGAGAAUUUGAGAAAGCAAGAGGAAUCUAUAGCAAAGCAAGAGGCAAUAAAAAAAGCUACAAUUGAACAUGAAGCUGAACUGCGACACAAACAUGAGAUGAUGAAGCUGAGAGCAAAAAUACAAGAAAAAGCCAAAAUGGACAGAGAAAACCGAGAUCUUAUAAGGGAAGAAAUCAAACUUAAAGGUGCUGAACGGAGAGAAACUGUUCUUAAAUCAAUUGAAACUGCUGGUGAUGUUCUUGGAACCGGUUUUGUAUCUUUUAUUAAAGACUGGGACAGAGUUUCUGCUACGGUUGCUGGUUUAACAAUGUUGGCAGUUGGUGUUUAUGCCGCCAAACAUGGAACUGCAGUUGGUGCAAACUACAUUCAAUCAAGAUUAGGAAAACCAUCAUUGAUUAGAGAAACUUCAAGAUUCUCUUUAUUAGAUGCAUUAAAACAUCCUAUAAAGACUUAUUCCAGGUUAGCAAGCAAAGCUGAAGAUUCUCUGAAAGGAAUUAUUUUACAUCCUGAUUUAGAAAAAAGGUUACGUGAUAUUGCAAUUGCCACAAGGCAUACAAAAAAAAACAAAGGUUACUAUAGGAAUUUAUUGAUGUAUGGACCACCAGGAACAGGAAAAACUAUGUUUGCAAAGAGUCUUUCUGAACAUUCUGGUAUGGAUUAUGCAAUCAUGACUGGUGGUGAUGUUGCUCCUAUGGGCCGGGAAGGCGUGACUGCUAUGCACAAAGUAUUCGAUUGGGCCAAAACUAGCCGUAGAGGUUUGCUCCUGUUUGUGGAUGAAUCUGAUGCCUUUUUGAAAAAAAGAAGCAAGGAACAAAUCAGUGAGGAUCUUAGAGCAACACUUAAUGCCUUUUUGUAUCGAACUGGAGAACAAUCCAACAAAUUCAUGUUGGUAUUGUCCAGUAAUCAGCCCGAACAAUUUGAUUGGGCCAUUAAUGAUCGUCUUGAUGAAAUGGUCGAGUUUGUCUUGCCAACAUUACCAGAAAGAGAACGUAUGGUCAGACAGUAUUUUGAUGAAUUUGUUCUCAAACCAGCCACCGAAGGAAAAAGGCGUUUGAAAGUCGCCCAGUUUGAUUAUAGUUUAAAGUGUUCAGAAAUUGCAAAGAACACUGAUGGACUUUCUGGACGUGAGAUUGCAAAAUUGGGUGUGGCAUGGCAGGCCACAGCUUAUGCAUCUGAUGAUGGCAUCUUAACAGAAUCAAUGGUUGAUGCCAUUGUGGCUAAUGCAAUCAAACAACAUCACCAAAAGGUCUUAUGGCAACAUGAUGAUUCUGGAAGUGGUUCUGCUUUCCUAGAGCCUCAAGACAUUUCCAUUCCUAUAGAUAGCAAAUCUACCUCUUCCUCAAAAGUAACACCAACAUCACCCUCGUCAGCUCACUCUAAAUCGCCAUCCAUAUCCAAAACGGAUAAAAAAAAAUGGAAAAACCUGUUUUCUUUUUCUCUCUCUCUCUCCCUCUUUUUCUUUUUCUCUCUCUCUCUCCCUCUUUUUCUUUUUCUCUCUCCCUUUUUUUCUUUUUCUCUCUUUUUCUUUUUCUCUCUUUUUCUUUUUCUCUCUUUUUCUUUUUCUCUCUCUCUCUCACUCUCUCUCUUUUUCUUUUUCUCUCUCUCUCUCACUCUCUCUUGA
Messenger RNA from Acanthosepion pharaonis, 2019 nucleotides. The record is from the annotation of a GenBank genome assembly. NCBI's taxonomy places the organism in Eukaryota, Metazoa, Mollusca, Cephalopoda, Sepiida, Sepiidae.